This is a messenger RNA of Neltuma alba, 2234 nucleotides long. RefSeq names its product 1-acyl-sn-glycerol-3-phosphate acyltransferase 1, chloroplastic. Gene Ontology annotation, cellular component: membrane. Lineage: Eukaryota; Viridiplantae; Streptophyta; Magnoliopsida; Fabales; Fabaceae. Gene Ontology annotation, molecular function: 1-acylglycerol-3-phosphate O-acyltransferase activity. The transcript has 8 exons. Gene Ontology annotation, biological process: phosphatidic acid biosynthetic process. The coding region runs from base 191 to 1258 and encodes 355 amino acids. The record is from RefSeq and is a predicted model, not a curated record.
UUGCCGGCCCUCUCGGGUUGGUCGUCUCUUUUUAAUGAGAGAGAGUCCUGCUUCUGGCAACAAGAUAAGAGCAGGAUUGUGCCUUGAAAUUGGCGACAUCACCAGACCCAGAUUGCUUAUUUAACCCUAAUUGCAACCUCUUAUUACCAACUCCCUCAAUCCCUUUUUAUUGCUUCUUCUUUGAUGAUUCAUGGAAGUUGCUUCACUCUCUCCCCUGUCGCCUACGUAUUGUUCCUGUCGCCGGGAAGUGAGAUCCUUGCCGAAGUUGUCUAGUACUCUGUUUUACUGUCAUAAAGGUUCCCACAUCAGAGAUAAAAGUUUGAGGAGUGCACUUAAUUCUUCCCAAAGUACCUUACCGGGCAUACGAAGGAAGCAUGGCAGUAUGCUAUGGCAAUCCUCUGAUACAAAGGUAGAGGUUUGUGGAAUUCGUCACGAUUGCAAAUUCCAUGUCCAGAAUAAAUUUUCUAGAGAUGUAGUUGUAAGAUCUGAACUUGCCACAGUUGGGUCCCCAGAAGAUGACUAUUCUCUAUCUAAAUUGAAAGUGGAAUCAAGGAUCAGGGGAGCAUGUUUUUAUGCCGUUACUGCUUUCACUGCCAUAUUUCUAUUUCUACUGAUGCUUGUUGGCCACCCCUUUGUUAUUCUAUUUGAUCGUCAUCGAAGAAAUUACCAUCAUUUUAUUGCCAAAAUAUGGUCUACACUUACUGUGACACCAUUUUAUAAAGUCAACUUUGAGGGAUUGGAGAAUAUGCCGCCUCGAGAUACUCCUGCUGUUUAUGUUUCCAAUCACCAGAGCUUCUUAGACAUAUACACCCUUCUAACUCUUGGGAGAAGCUUCAAAUUCAUCAGCAAGACCAGUAUAUUUCUCUAUCCCAUUAUUGGGUGGGCAAUGUUUCUUUUGGGAAUGAUUCCUCUAAAACGCAUGGACAGCCGAAGCCAGCUGGACUGUCUUAAACGAUGUAUGGAUCUUAUCAAGAAAGGAGCAUCUGUGUUUUUCUUUCCUGAGGGAACACGCAGCAAAGAUGGAAAACUUGGCUCCUUCAAGAAGGGUGCCUUCAGUGUUGCUGCAAAAACCAAUGCGCCAGUUGUACCAAUUACUGUUAUUGGAACUGGCCAAAUCAUGCCUGCAGGAAGGGAGGAUAUAGUCAACCCAGGUUCCGUGAAAGUUGUUAUACACAGACCUAUUAAUGGAAGUGAUCCUACGAUCCUAUGUGAAGAAGCUAGGAACACUAUCGCAAGUGCGCUAGAUUCUCAAGAGUGAGAAAUGCAUGUAUGGAGACCCCCGGCUCUGCGAUUCUUCUUUUGAGCGUAUUUGAAUUGAAUCUUUCAGAUACCAAUCAUUUAUUUUUUAUUUUGAAAGAAGCAAAACGUCUGAUGAAGAUAAUGUCUUGCGAAAUUUAGAAGGCUGUCUUCAUUUCCCAUUUGCUUCCUUCAAAGUAAUGAAAUAUCAAAAUAAAAAUGUUGGCCAAAGGAAAUAUCAAAAUAAUGAUAAUAAAAAAACUGUUAGAAUAAUGGAGGUGAGAUAAAUUAAUAAAUAAAAUCUGCAUCGUCAAACAAUUUAUCUCUACCCCAAGAUUGUGCUGCUCUCCUGAAGCAUGCCGCCACUGUCAGGCUGAUUUGUUGAAGACGAUCCUCAAAACAGCCUUCUGGAUUGAAGUUACGAAGAAGGUCAUUGCUAGGAUGCCUCAUUUUGAUUUAUGCUGUACCAGAGGGUGUGUUAUCUGAGUUUGCACCUGUUCUAGCACUCAGGUCAUUUGAGAUCUUUCGGAUUGAAUCUUCCAUGUUAGAUUAAAAUCUUUUUGUUUUUUUCUGGGCAGCCGCUGAAGCAAACUGGUUUUAGAACUAGUGUACACAUCUUUUUGUUGACGCUUAACCCUUCCAUGCAUCUUCUGUGUAAAUGAUUGACUAACCUUGUGUAUGGAUGGAGUGAAGAAUAAGGGAAAGACAAAACCGAAGGAGAAACGAGAGGGAAAAUUGAUUUUCUCCUCUUUUGAUAAUGAGAAAAGGUAAAAAGCGAAGAAAAAAGAGGUAUGCAGUUCACACGUCUUUUUCUUUGAAGUUUUCCCCCUCAAAUGAGGUGAUUUUGAAGAAAAAAGGUGCUUUCCAAAAUUGCCUUAAAGGAGAGAGAAUGAGCAUGGCAAACGUCCUUUUCAUAUAGAUAUUAUUAUUGUUAACUUUCUAUUCUGUUUGUUUAUGCAAACACAAGGAUUAAAAAAAGAAGAAGGAUUUUUUCUAUU